AUGCUGCAACCCACACUCGCCCUCCUGCUGUGCUGGCUCGCCGCGACGGCGGCGGACUACCACGAGGCGCUGCGGAUCGUCGGCGUCCUGCGGCCGCGGCCCGGUGCGUCGCCGGAGCAGCUCCUCUUCGCCUUCUUGAAGUCGGCGGAGCGCGCGGCGGUGUCCGUCGGCGGCGACGGCGUCGCGCGGAGGACGGCGCUCGCGGGCAGCGUCGUCUUCGUCGAGGACGGCGCCCUCGGCGCGCUCGGCGGCGUCGCGGCGCGGUUCGCGUGGUGCCGGCUCGCGGCCGUCGGCGGCCGGAGCCUCGCGGACGCCGUCGCGGGCGCCGUCGGCGGCGCGCCGGGCCCCGUCGUCGCCGCGGCCGUCGGCGGCGUGACCUUCCAGGGCGCGCUGACCGAGGGCCUCGGCCCGCGGGGCGUCGUCUACGGCGGCGCGGACGUCGCCGGGCGGCACGAGCUCGAGGCCGCGGACGCCUUCGCGUGCGUCGCCGCGGGCGCCUGCGUGGCCUUCCUACCGGCCGGCGAGCGCGGCGAGGCGCUCCGCGUGCGGCAGGCGCCCGACGCCUGCGAGCGCCAUUGCGCGGACGCCUUCGGCGACGUCGUCGACCCUCUGGGAAACGUCUGGCCCGCGCUCCUCGGCGUCGACGCGCUCGCGCGGGGCGGCUGCGCCUGGGCGAAGACCGUGUGGCAUCAGUACGCCCUCCGGGGCCACGCGAGGCGCGCCGCGAACACGUUCCCGAAGACGAAACGGAAGUGGCAGGCGCUGGGCCUGGGCGACGAGCGGUGGCGCGCGCGCGCGGACCGCGCGGCCGCGGCCGAGGCCGCGCGCGCGGACCUUUUUGAGAGGCACCGAACCUCCGGCGCCUGCGACGCGCGGAAGCGCGACGUCAUCUUCUCCGUCUACAACUACCCCGACGCGUCGACGCUGUACCUCUUCCUGCGGUCGCUGCGCGAGGCGGGCGGCGUCGCGGACGCGGUCGUCUUCACGCACCGCGCGCACCGCGCGCUCCGGGCCGUCGGCGACCGCUACGGCGCCAGAGUGUUGGAAUACUUCGCGCCCCUGACGGGCCACCCGACCGUCGCGGCGAUCAUGGCGCGGCCGCACAUGCAGGCGCUCAAGGUCGACUUCCCCGGCCCGCUCAUCAAGAACUACAAGUUCACGUUCAUGUACUGCUACCUCCUCGAGUUCGGCGAGCUCUACGGCCGCGCGGCCUUCAUGGACGUGCGCGACCUCUACUUCCAGCGCGACCCCUUUGCCUAUGCCGCGUGCCUCGGCCUCACGGCCGCGACGGAGACCGCGGCGCUCGACGUCGACGACCGCAAGUCCAUCCACGCGGACCACUACCCGAGGCACUGCGACACGCGCUGGGAGGACUUCCGGCACCUGCCGCCCAUCAACUCCGGCGCCUUCAUCGCCGACGUCGCCGCGAUGCUGCGGAUCGUGAACGCGUCGGCGGCCGUCGUGGACCGCUGCGGCGCGGGCUACGACCAGGGCACCUUCACGGAGCUCGUCUACCUCGGCCGGCUGCCGGGCACGCCCGUGGCCCUGAGCACGACGGAGACGGGGGCCAUCGGCAUGAUCUGCAACUCGCUCGACGUCGCCUACGACACGUACCGCGAGGUCGCGAACGACGCCGGCGACGCCUACGCCAUCGUCCACCAGUUCGACCGCUUCGCCGAGCUCACCGACGACCUGUCGACCCGCAUGCCCCUCGACCACGCCAAGCUCCUCGCGCCGAAAGCGACCAUGCUCGAGCCCCAGACGUGCGGGGGCGAGGGGUAUCUGAAGGACUUUUCGCGCGCUUUGGGAGUGCGAGCGCCAAAGAGCGUAGAGGCGUCGAGCCGAGACCUCAAGCGGCUCCUGACCGCCCCCGAAAGCCUCCCGCUCGCGCAGCUCCCGCCUGGGCGCUCGACGGACGAGAAUAAUUGGCCGGGGCGAUUCUACGCGCACGGCGACUGCGAGAAGUGCGGCAAAGAAUUGUUUCCGCCCGUCUUCGAAUGCUGCGAGCGCUGCGGCGUGGCGGUGUGGUGCUCCGAGGGGUGCCAGGCCGCGGACGCUGCCGAGCACGCGGCCGUCUGCUCCGAGUGGAAUUCCAAGCGCACCGCGAGCGUCCAGUGCCGACGCGAGUACCGCAAGGGCGGCCGCGUCGUCGCCGUCGGCUACGCGGCGGUGAUGAUUUCGGGGAAAGGGUCCGUCAAGGCCCGCGCGAAGAUCUCGCCCGUGGGUCCCGGGGACGACCUCUGCCGCGCCGCGCACACGGGCGACGUCGGCGCCCUCGCGCGACUCCUCGACGACGGCGCGGCCGUCGACGGCCGCGACGGCUGGGGCGCGACUCCGCUCGCGCGGGCGGCGGCGCGCGGCCGCGCCGACGCGGUCCGCCUGCUGCUGGACCGCGGCGCGUCCGUGGACGAGGGGGCGCGCGGGUCGCCCGCCUGCCCGCGCGUCGGCCAUUUUUUUGCCGCGGCCGCCGCCGCCGGCCGCACGGCGCUCUGCGGCGCGGCCGAGGGCGGCGGCGCGGGGCCGCGGGUCGCAUGCCUGCGCCUCCUGCUGCAGCGCGGCGCGGACCCGAACGUGCCGGGCGCGGAACCGCCCCUCGCCAAUCUCGCGGCCGAAAUCGCGCGCCUGCGCGAGGGCGGCGCAGCGGCGGCGGCCGUCGCGCCGUUCGAGGCCGCGAUCGAGGCGCUGUGCGGCGCGGCCUGCGAGCUCGAGCGCGACGACCCGGUCCUUGCGCCGCUCCUCGACGUCGCGCCCUACUCCGUCGCGGCGACGGCGGCGCUCCUCCGCGCGGGCGCGAACCCGAACGCCGCGGUCAUGGGUCCGGAGCUCGACGGGCGCUCGGGCCUCGACCACCCCGUCCGCGACCGCGUCCGGGCCAUGAGCUGGGUCGUCGGCGACGGGGAGCGUGCGGCCGCGGUGCCGCCGGACUUCGACGGCUGGUCCGUCAAGAAGCUCCGCGCGGCCAUCGCGGCCGCGGGGCUGUCGCACGCCGACUGCGUCGAAAAGGCGGACCUUCGGCGCCGCUGCCGCGACGCGCUCGAGGCCGCGGCGCCCGCGGAUCAGGCCGAGCGCUCGAUCCCCCACCGCACGCCGCUCUCGAGGAUCCUGCGCGUCGCGGGCGCCGCCGGCGCGUCCGCGGCGGAUAACCCCGCGUUCGCGCUGCUCCUCGACCACGGCGCGGACCCGCGGCUCCUCGCGCCCGUGCCGCCGCUGCUCACGGCCAUCGUCUUCGGCGACGAUCGCGCGGCGGCGAUGCUCGUCGACGCGGGCGCGGACGCGGACGCCGUGCUCAACCUCGAGACCUGCCGCGUCCUCGUGAGCGGCGAGCGCUCCGAGUUCGAGGUCAAGCCCGAGGCGCGAAAGGUCCUGACGAUCCGCGAGUUCGUCGCCAUCCACUUCGGCGAGGGCCACGCGAUCCGCGCGGCGGUCGACCGCGGCGCCGCGGCCGUCGAUCUCGCGGCGCUCGGCGACGCCGCGGGAUCGCCGGCCGAGGCGGCCGCGCUCAUCGACCGGGCCUGCGACGCCGCCGUCGCCAAGGAGAACUGGCUCCCCUGGGACCCGGACGCGCAGCGCCUCCGCCUCCUCUCGCGCCACGUCCGCCGCGCGAGCCCGGCGAUGCUCGCCUGGCGCGACGCGCGGCUCUCGCGGUUCGCGUCGGAGCCGAACGAGGACCUCCUGAUCGUGGAGGACGCGCCCGAGGGCCUCGCGCCGCUCCCGGGGACGAGCGCGCGGACGCUCUGGAUCGCGCUCCACCAGUGGCGCUGCGGCCUCGCCGCCGUGGCCCUCGACGAGUCGCCGGCGCGGAGGCUCUUCAUUCGGAACAGGGCCGACUUCGACGCCGCCGCCGCCGACGGCCGCCUCGCGGCGUGUCUCGGGCCCGGGGCGUCGGUUGCCGAGGCCUGGCCCAUCGUGGCUCGGGGCCUGGAGCGCGUGCGCGCGAACUUGUCGGCCACCGACAACCCCUACUUCGAGCUCCGCAUGCCCCAGAUUGGGAAUCCGGUCCAGUUCUUCCUCAACGCGAUCCUCGACGCGUCGGAAGUCGUCGCCGACGCGUCGGACGAAGAGCUCUACCAGGUCGUGAAAGCCACGGGGGACGCGAUGAGCGAGGCCAUCGGCUACGCGGACGAGCUCCUGAGCCGGGGCGUCCAGCUCCCGGCGCUCCCGGCCGGGACGAUGGACGUGAUCGUCCGCGACGGUCUCAGCGUCACGUUCCUCGCGAAAUGGGAGGAGAUCGGCGUGGACGCGGUCGUCGCCUACGUCGUCGCCGUCUGGCGCACGUCCGUCGAUUUCGCGAAGCGCUGGGCCACGAUGCUCGUGCGCACGCUCAUGGUCUCGGGCGCCGUCCAGACCGACGGCGACGACCGCGUGCGCGCCUGGGAGACGGCCGCGCGCGCCGCCGCGUCGAUGCGCGCCGCGCUCGAGCCCCUGCCCGGAUUCGCGGAGCACCAGCCCGCCGUCGUCCGCAUGACCUUCGUCCGGUCGCUGCGCCUGCGGGCCAUCGAGGCCCUCGAGCGCCGCGGCCGGGACGUCGCCGCGCCGCGCCGCGCCGCGCUCCUCGACCGCGCGGCGGCGCUCGCGCGGGACGUCGUCGCGUCGUGCGAGAUCUCCUCGCUGCCGGACACCGGCUACAUCGGCUUCUACGGCGCCGAGGUCGGCGUCGCGAUGCUCGGCACCACCGUUCGCGUCUACACGCCCCUGCCCCAAGCGUUCAUGACCUUCACGCACUUCGUCCUCCCGUACGCGCACGCGUGCUUCGUGCUCGGCCUCCGCGCGCGGCGCGACGGCGACCGCGGCGAGGCCGCGCGGUGCUUCGUCGGAGCGCUCAUCCACUUCCCCUUCGACGAGCUGAAGAAGGUCGUCGCGGCGUGGCUCCUCGCGGAGGUCCAGGCCGGCGCCGGCGCGCCCCUCGGCACCGUGCGCGCGAUCGCCGAGACCGCGCGCGUCUUCGAGGGCGCCUUCCAGGACGGCGCGUUCGGCGCGCCCACCGCGGACGGCGACCUCCCGGCGCGGGCCAAGGUCCGCGCGCUCCUCCGGCGCGCGGCCGCGCUCCCGGACGCGGCCGCGGCGCCGGGCGCCGCCCGUCCCGACCCGGCCGCGGUCCUCGACGCCAACGCCGCGCGCUUCAUCAAGUCGCUCUUCGGCGGCGCCGCGGCCACGGCGCCGCCCCGGUCCCGCCGCCGCCGCCGCUGCUGCGCGUUUUGCGGGCGCAUGCGCCUGCCCGGCGACCCCAAGUUCAAAACCUGCUCCCGCUGCAAGGCCGUCGUCUACUGCGACGCCGCGUGCCAGAAGGCGCACUGGGCCACCCACAAGAAGCACUGCGCGAAGAAGCCCGCGGAGAUCGCGAAGUAA
Messenger RNA from Aureococcus anophagefferens, 5346 nucleotides. RefSeq lists its product as hypothetical. The record is from RefSeq and is a predicted model, not a curated record. Gene Ontology annotation, molecular function: protein binding. The transcript has 3 exons. NCBI's taxonomy places the organism in Eukaryota, Pelagophyceae, Pelagomonadales, Pelagomonadaceae. Bases 1 to 5346 code for a protein of 1781 amino acids.